Brachypodium distachyon (stiff brome) is the source of this 1589-nucleotide messenger RNA. RefSeq names its product heavy metal-associated isoprenylated plant protein 7. Bases 153 to 1244 code for a protein of 363 amino acids. NCBI's taxonomy places the organism in Eukaryota, Viridiplantae, Streptophyta, Magnoliopsida, Poales, Poaceae. Gene Ontology annotation, molecular function: metal ion binding. The transcript is spliced from 5 exons. The record is from RefSeq and is a predicted model, not a curated record.
CGGUGCCCACCCGCUACUUAAGGUGGGUGAGUGACACCAUCCAUCCCCACCCCACCCCCACUGCUAGUGUUUGUACCGGACGACACAGCCCACAGUCCACAGAGGAGCCACUACCCACCAAGAACCAGAGCAGAGAACGGACGCACGCCGCCAUGGGCGAGGAGGAGAAGAAGCCUAAGGAGGAGGAGAAGCCCAAGGAGGAGGAGGCGAAGAAGGAGGAGAAGCCCAAGGAAGGGGAGGAGGAGAAGAAGGACGAGAAGCCCAAGGAAGGGGAGGGGGAGAAGCCCAAGGAGGAGGAGGCGCCGCCGCCGCCGCCACCGCCGCCGGAGGAGGUCGUGAUGCGGGUCUUCAUGCACUGCGAGGGCUGCGCCAGGAAGGUCAAGAAGAUCCUCAAGAGAUUUGAUGGUGUGGAGGACGUGGUUGCCGACUCGAAGGCACACAAGGUGGUGGUGAAGGGAAAGAAGGCAGCUGCAGACCCCAUGAAGGUGGUGGAGCGUGUUCAGAAGAAGACCGGCCGCAAGGUCGAGCUCCUCUCGCCGAUACCGGCACCGGUGGAGGAGAAGAAGGAAGAAGAGAAGGAGGAACCGGAGCCACCGAAACCUGAAGAGAAGAAAGAGCCGUCGGUGAUCACCGUGGUCCUGAAGGUGCACAUGCACUGCGAGGCCUGUGCCCAGGAGAUAAAGAAGAGGAUCCUCAAGAUGAAAGGGGUACAAUCUGCAGAGCCGGACUUGAAGGCAUCAGAAGUGACAGUGAAGGGCCUGUUCGAGGAGGCCAAGCUGGCCGAGUACGUGCACAGGCGCACCGGCAAGCACGCCGCCAUUAUCAAGUCUGAGCCGGCUGCUCCAGCCGAGAAAUCCGGCGAAGGCGGCGAUGCCAAGGACGAGAAGAAGCCUGAAGAAGGCGGCGACGAGAAGAAGGACGGCAAGGAGGCGGAGAAGAAGGACGACAAGGAGGGUGGCUGCGGAGAAGAGAAGAAGGACGAGAAAGAGAAGGAGGCUGGCGGCGAUGGCGAAGACAAGGACAAGGAGAAAGACCCCGGCGCCAUUGCUGCAUACAUGCAUUACCCGCGGUUCCCCUUCCCCACCGGGUACUACGGCCUGCCGCCACCCGGCGCAGGCUACGUUUACCCGCCGCCACCGCAUGGGUACGGCUACCCGCCGCCUCCGCCGCCACCGCCGGUUUACCAAUCGUACCCGCCGCAGAUCUUCAGCGACGAGAACCCCAACGCCUGCUCCGUCAUGUAAAAAGGUAGAAGACGAACCUUGAGGGUCUAGAUUGAAGGGGGGGAAUAAGAAGAGAAAAGGGGCUCUGCAUGAUUUGAGGGGUGUCAUUGCUGCAACAACAACAAUGCCCUUGACUCCUUGAGCAAAAGCAAAAUGGCAGCUUGAAGAAAGCGCCAGGCUUUUUCGCGGUCAGGUUUCUGUUUUCUUUUUUUUGAACUUUUUAUCUUGUUAUUGUAGCUUUUGUAUGCAACCUGUGGUCUAAAGUCUGGACUUCCUUGUCAGUUCAUGGAUGUUUCUUUUUAUAUUAUGUAGAUCCUUUUGCCUUGUAUCGAACUAGCUUAUGUAUAAACUGUCAUUAUAGUAUAA